AUGUCUACUUCUACAUCUUUUUCAAACCGCUCCACGUUGGCUGAAAACUGGGAUACUGAGACCCUCAUUAAUUUUUUACGCGAUCUGAACAUAAAUCUCGAUGAGGACGAUUUCAAGAUCCUUCGUAAAGAGAAAAUAGAUGGUCAGAUCUUCCCAGACAUGACAGAAAGAAAGUUCAUGAAGGAUGGUAUGAAGUGGGGACCUGCUAUGAAGCUUGAAAAACAAGCUAAGAUAUUUAGAGAGAAAUCAAGAGUCUCUGAAAAAGGCAAAAUCGAAUACUUUUGGCUCUUUCCGUGUGGAGUAUGGUCUCUUCAGCAUUUCAUAUCCUGGUCAACCAAUAUGUUUGGGCUUACCGAAAGAAAUGAGGCACAUACAGUAUUUUACAAUACCUUAUAUAUUUUCCGUGAUGAUCCGAUGGCCUCGCAGGAGAUUCACGAAGUUGUUAGAAAUCUCUUACUUAAGAAGAAGGUUAGUGGAAAAAAAGGUCGCAAACCUUUAGCUGAUACUUCUAACCUGCAAGAAGAGAUAAUAGAGAAGCCGGUCUCCUCAAAGUCAGAUUCAUUAGUUUCUUCCACCCCUAUCGCUAAAAAACGAAGUAUUAGCAAAGUUUUGGAUGCUUCUGCAGAUAUCCCAUUACGGGAUGAUAAAUCUAUAGACAUUUUGGAGAUUUUAAAGACCGCAGUACGUGAUUUCGACCAAGGUAUAAUAGCACUAGGAUCCUCCCGCUCAUACAAAAGCUCCAAUCAUUUGUAUGUAAAUUCUGAACAUUAUAUCAAAGUUCCAAGAGAAAGUACAUACGAUGCAGAGAUGUACCGGGUCCUAGUGAAUUGGUUAAGAAAGAUCCAUGGAUAUGAGAUCACUGGUCAGUGGCACCUCGAACAAGUUUGUGAUGAUGGGGACUACUAUCACCUCUAUUGCGACCUAACCAUAAAGAAGCCUGAAAAUCCCCAUCUGGAAGCUCUUCUUGAACUGUUAGCGACGGCUUCAAUUUCAAAAUUGGAUGGGCAUUUUGAGCAAGUGUUUAAGUAUAAAGAGCAACUCCAUCCCCGAGAGAUCUGGAUUGUACACUUCUCCCGUGAAGAUUAUGUUGUAACUAAUCCGUAUUGGCCAUCUGAGAAGCUUCAAGAGAAGGGAUUAAAUGUCGUCCAUUUUUGGCAUGACAGGGACUUUAAAAAUGUUCGGAUGAGCGCUAGGUUUCGGGAUACUACUGACCAGUACUGCGAAAUUAUAGAUGAGAUAAUUCUUUAG
This is a messenger RNA of Rhizophagus irregularis DAOM 181602=DAOM 197198, 1248 nucleotides long. RefSeq lists its product as uncharacterized. Lineage: Eukaryota; Fungi; Glomeromycota; Glomeromycetes; Glomerales; Glomeraceae. The record is from RefSeq and is a predicted model, not a curated record.